Ictalurus punctatus (channel catfish) is the source of this 3645-nucleotide messenger RNA. RefSeq names its product transglutaminase 1 like 1 (gene tgm1l1). Gene Ontology annotation, molecular function: protein-glutamine gamma-glutamyltransferase activity. Lineage: Eukaryota; Metazoa; Chordata; Actinopteri; Siluriformes; Ictaluridae. The record is from RefSeq and is a predicted model, not a curated record. The coding region runs from base 176 to 2509 and encodes 777 amino acids. Gene Ontology annotation, biological process: peptide cross-linking. The transcript has 14 exons.
CAGGCUUGUCAGAAGUGGGCGUGUGUAGCCUGCAUGUGUGAGUGUUUAAAGCGCAUUAGACCAAAAAUUCAGAGUAUAUAAACUACACACACUACUAACUUUUACAUCUAACUUCAUCUAACGGAAACGCGACGAGGAGGAAAACGCACGAGAUUGCUGAAUUUCAGGAUCCAGGAUGUCAGUCAGAGACGGUUCAGCUGUCGGCCGCUUCCAUGGCGCUGCCGCCAGCAACGGACAAGCAAUACCUGAGAAGGAGGUGGUUACUAAGGAAACGAGGCAGGAGGGAGGCUGUCGUCGCUGGUUCCGGAAAGUUUGCCCCUGUUGCUGUCGCAGACAGAACAACUCCUAUGAUAUUACGAAUGAACUGGACACCAUGGUCAAGGAUGAAGAGAAAGUGACACCAUUUUCCGAGCCUCCUCAACCUCACACAGGAGACAACGAGCUGGAAGAUCUGUCUCUGGUCGUACUCUCCAUGGACCUGCUCAGCUCAAAGACUGGCCAAAAUCGUAAGGAGCACCAUACCGAGCAGUACUACGGCAAUGAGCUCAUCAUCCGCCGAGGCCAGACCUUUCAGAUUAUGCUCGACCUUUCCCGCCAUUUCAACAUCAACACGGACAAGCUGCAUCUGGAACUGAAGACAGGCCCACUGCCGCUGGUGUCGAAGGGCACGCACAUCAUCGUUCCUCUCGUGGAGGAGCUGCAGGACCUGUGCUGGGAAGCCAAGAUUGUGGAGCAGAACGCCAAUCGCAUCAAGCUGUCAAUCAACUCUCCUCCCACGGCUGUCAUCGGAAAAUACAAGCUCACAGUCAGCACCCGGAGUACAGAAAGCGAGCGUGUUAACGUCUAUGACCCCGAGAAAGAUGUCUACAUGCUCUUCAACCCCUGGUGUGAAGACGACCAAGUGUAUAUGGACGACGAUGCUGAGAAAAAGGAGUAUGUGCUGAACGACACUGGGAAAAUUUACUACGGCACAGAGAAGCAGAUCGGCGCUCGCACGUGGAACUUUGGACAGUUUCAGGAAGGGAUUCUCGAGGCCUGUUUGUAUGUGCUGGAGAAGAGCGAAGUUCCUCCAUCAGGUCAUAGAGAUCCAGUGAACGUGGUGCGAGUCAUAUCCGCCAUGAUCAAUUCUCCAGAUGACCAUGGAGUUCUGGAAGGAAACUGGUCAGGGAACUAUCUAGGUGGGACGUCUCCUACGGCAUGGAGUGGCAGCGUGGACAUUCUCAAGAAGUAUCACAAAGAAGAAGGUGUUCCUGUUAAAUACGGCCAGUGCUGGGUCUUCUCCGGGGUGACCACCACAGUUCUGAGGUGUCUUGGUAUCCCAACUCGGAGCGUAACAAAUUUCCAGUCCGCCCACGACACUGAUGUCUCCUUGACCACUGAUGUGUAUUUUGACGAGAAUAUGGAGCCAAUUAACUCCCUCAACUCCGAUUCCGUGUGGAACUUCCAUGUGUGGAACGACUGCUGGAUGGCUCGUCCUGAUUUGCCACCCGGUAUGGGAGGCUGGCAGGCUGUUGACUCGACCCCCCAGGAAACCAGUCAGGGGACGUUCCGCUGUGGCCCCGCCUCCAUCAUGGCAAUCCGCACGGGCCAGGUUUACUUGAAGCACGACACACCUUUUGUCUUCGCUGAGGUGAACAGCGAUAAGAUCUACUGGCAGAGGAACCUGGAUGGCACUUUCUCUCAGAUUCACAUAGAGAAGAACGCUGUGGGACGCUGCAUUAGCACCAAGGCUGUUGGCUCUGAUCAGCGUAGUGACAUCACACACCUGUACAAACAUCCUGAAGGCUCUGAAGAAGAGCGUAUCACCGUAGAGACGGCCUGCCGCUAUGGCACCAAGCCAGACGUGUACGCAUCGGCAGCAAAGAAUGACGUGUGUAUGGAGGUGCGGGUGGAAGGUGAGGGGCCGCGCAUGGGCACCGAUGCCCACCUCAGGAUAAUUUUGAAGAACCAGAGCGAACAGCCUCGCAAGACCACGCUGCACAGCCAGGUGGCUGUGAUGUACUACACAGGUGUGCUGAAGGACACGGUGAAGACUGAGAAACUUCCCGUGCAUCUCAUGCCAAAUGAAGAAAAAGUUAUAGACUGGGUGCUGCCCUACCAGCAUUAUCAGAACCAGCUGGUGGACCAGGCGGCGCUGAUGCUCACUCUGUCCGGUCGAGUUAACGAAACCAUGCAGGUGCUGGCUUCUCAGACCAGCUUCAGGCUGCGCACGCCAGACAUCCACAUAGAGCCUCUUGGAGAGGCCUAUGUAGGGAAGGGGGCCACGGCCAAGCUGACUUUCACCAACCCGUUACCAUGCACCCUGCACAACGUGGUACUGCGAGUGGAAGGUCUCGGACUCAGGAACCUCCAUCCCAUCAAAGUCGGCGAUGUGAGCAAGCAUGCCACGGUGACGGUGACGGAGCACUUCAUCCCCUCUGUCGCCGGGACGAGGAAGUUGGUGGCUUCUCUGGACUGUAAACAGCUCUCACAGGUGCACGGCGUCGCCGAUAUCAUCGUACACGAGUGACAGUGAAUGUACUCUCGACAGUGUACAAUCUUUUUGGUACACCUUUUUUUUUUUUUUAAACAACACUUCUGUUUGUAUGAUUUCUUUUCAUUUCAGUUACUGAGCCAUAUUAGACUUGUAGUACUGAAGCUGUGAUGCUGUGGGAUGUAGAAAUUAUUACAGAUUAUUAAUCUGACCUCUUUUCUCUGAAUGUUAUGAAGCGAGAGAGGGAGAUUUACAUAUUUAAUUUAACACUGCAUAAUGAAGUGCUAACAUCACGGAGUACUGAGUGCCCACUGAGUGCCCUCCACUAAUAUUGGCACCCUUGGUAAAUAUGAGAAGGCUGUGAAAAUUUGUCUUUAUUGUUUAACCUUUUGUUCAAAACAAUUCACAAAAAUACUCUGCUCUCAUGGAUAUCAAACAAUUGCAAACACAACACAAGUUUAUCAAAAAAACAAAACAAUCUUUGUUAAAUAUUGGUGUGCAACAAUUAUUGGCACCCUUUUAAUCAAUACUUUGUGCUGCCUCCCUUUGCCAAGAUAACAGCUCUGAGCCUUCUCCUAUAAUGCCUAAUGAGGUUGGAGAAUACAUGGCAAGGGAUCUGAGACCGUUCCUCCGUACGGAAUCUCUCCAGAUCCUUCAUAUUUUGAGGUCCAUUCUGGUAGACUCUCCUUUUCAGUUCAGCCCACAGAUUUGCUAUACGUUUCAAGUCAGGGGACUGGGAUGGCCAUGGCAGAACCUUGAUUUUCUAAUGAUUUUUUUUGUUUAACCUGUGUUGUGUUUGCAAUUAUCUGAUAUCCAUGAGAGCAGAGUGUUUUUUGUGAAUAUUUUUUAACAAAAGAUCAAAAAUGUUAAACAAUAAAGACAAUUUCCCACAUUUUCCUUUGCUCAUAUUUACCAAGGGUGCCAAUAUUAGUAGAGGGCACUGUACUUAACCAUCUCUGUAUUAACGUGUUUGUAAGAAAAAUAACAGAAAUCCAGUAUUAAUGUGACCUGUGUUAAUUACAGCUAGACUAAUCAUCCGCAUAUUUUUUUAAACCUUUCAUUAGAGAUAAAUCCAAUUAAUGUAGCUCUUGCUUUAUUUAUCAACAUACACUAUUUUUUUCAAACAAAUGUUGUAUUUUAUUGUUAAUAAAUUGACAUACUACAUUGACUAA